AUGAGCGCCAUAACGGUUGAGCCCCGAUCGGCGCGGUUGAACGUGAAAGGCGGAAAGUCACAUCAUCAAAUCCAAAACAAUCGUUUCGUUCGUUAUGCUUUCAAACUUCGUUUCACCGACAACGAGCAUUUCCGAUUCCAUCCGGUCUAUGGCUUCAUCGAGCCACAAAGUAGCACACCGCUCACAAUACGUCGAAUUCCGGCCGACACUGGGCCCACUGACGAACAAUUACACUUGUAA
Molecule: messenger RNA, 240 nt
Organism: Anisakis simplex (herring worm)
Lineage: Eukaryota; Metazoa; Nematoda; Chromadorea; Rhabditida; Anisakidae
Source: the annotation of a GenBank genome assembly